CAUGGCGUCCAAAUUACAUUCAAGGAGAAAAUCGGCACGGCGGGACGUGGUGGGUACUUUGACAGUAUUGGAAUCAUCCGUGACGUGAUCCAGAACCACCUCACACAGAUUCUUUCUUUAUUGACGAUGGAAAAGCCGCGUUCACUCAGUGCUGAGGACAUCCGUGAUGAAAAGGUCCAGGUUCUCAGACAGGUGGUCCCUGCGAACCCAGCAGAGUGUGUGCUGGGUCAGUACACGGCGUCCGCAGAUGGUUCCACACCUGGCUACCUUGACGACCCCUCUGUACCGAAGGGCAGCCGUUGCCCCACCUUUGCUGUGCUUCGACUGCACGUGAACAAUGACAGGUGGCACGGUGUCCCUUUUAUCAUCCGGGCCGGAAAGGCACUCGAAGAGCGUCUGCUUGAUAUUCGUAUUCAGUUCAAGGACGAAAUACGUCCCUUCGGUGAAAGCACGCAGCGCAAUGAACUUGUGAUCCGCGCCCAGCCGUCGGAAGCGAUGUAUCUGAAACUCACUGCAAAGACACCGGGGUUGCUGAACGAUACUCAUCAGACGGAACUUGACCUCACGUACGAGCGGCGCUACGACGUUACACUUCCGGAUGCGUAUGAGAGUCUUAUUUACGAAGCUCUUCUCGGGAACUCGACCAACUUUGUUCGUGUAGACGAGUUGGACGCUGCAUGGCGGAUUUACACACCGCUUCUCCACGCCAUUGAACGCGGGGAGGUGAAGGUACUGCCCUACGCGGCGGGUUCGUGCGGGCCAGAGGAAGCCCAGGAGUUUAUUCGAAGUUCCGGAUAUAAGACAACAAAUGGGAACGCACAUAAGUGUUCGAACGCGUAA
Molecule: messenger RNA, 840 nt
Organism: Trypanosoma cruzi
Lineage: Eukaryota; Euglenozoa; Kinetoplastea; Trypanosomatida; Trypanosomatidae
Product: glucose-6-phosphate dehydrogenase, putative
Exons: 1
Biological process (GO): glucose metabolic process; pentose-phosphate shunt, oxidative branch
Molecular function (GO): glucose-6-phosphate dehydrogenase activity; NADP binding
Source: RefSeq, a predicted model, not a curated record